This is a messenger RNA of Archocentrus centrarchus (flier cichlid), 2663 nucleotides long. Its product is annotated as gastrula zinc finger protein XlCGF57.1-like. Lineage: Eukaryota; Metazoa; Chordata; Actinopteri; Cichliformes; Cichlidae. Gene Ontology annotation, molecular function: DNA-binding transcription factor activity, RNA polymerase II-specific; RNA polymerase II cis-regulatory region sequence-specific DNA binding. Gene Ontology annotation, biological process: regulation of transcription by RNA polymerase II. The record is from RefSeq and is a predicted model, not a curated record. The transcript has 3 exons. The coding region runs from base 169 to 1443 and encodes 424 amino acids.
UCUCAGAGUGCUCCGUUCAGAGAGAUUAUCAAGCAGAGAUUAACUGCUGCUGCAGGAGGAAUCUCAGAGGUUAAGAAACGAUCGUCUGGGGAUCGACCGUCAGCGCGGACUGCGGGAUAUCAGCCGGAGACCCGAGAUAAAGUCACAGAAUAGACCUCCCACAGCAACAUGAAGACUAAGGAAGAGGAGGGUCUGGAUGACCAGCAGGUCUGUAGCCAGGAGAGGAACUCCAGUCUGGACCAGGAGGACCCAGAACCUCCACAGAUUAAAGAGGAGCAGGAGGAACUCUGGACCAGUCCGGAGGGAGAGCAGCUUGUAGUGAAGCAGGAGACUGAAGAGAUCAUCGUCUGGACCGGGGAAGAGCGUCUCAAGCUGCUGGAAACAAUCUGGAAACCUGAAACAAAGCCACAUGGCAUAGAUCUUCCCCAGCAAAUUGACUGUAAGGAAGAGGUUCCCACAGACAAACAGGUCUGUAAUGAGGAGAAGAAGUUCAGUCUGGACCAGGAGCACCCAGAUCCCCCACAGUUUAAAGAGGAACAGGAAGACCUUUACACCAGUCAGAAGGGAGAACAGCUUCUGUUGAAGCAGGAGACGGAGACCUUAAUGGUGACUCCUACUUAUGAGCAAAAUGACCACAGUGAACCAGAACCAAAGAGGGACCAACUCCUUUCUCACAACUCUUCUGAAUCAGAGAGCCAAGGUGAGGAAGGAAGUGACGACUCAGGAUUAACCAGGAAUGUAGAGCUGAAGAAGAGGAAACAUGACAUAAACAGAAGUCAGAGUAGCACAGAUGAUAACUCUUCAGUAUCAGAGAGUCAGUGUAAAACUGAUACAAAUAAAAAGUGUCUAACAUGUGACACUUGCGGUAAAACGUUUCGUGAUAACUACAGCCUGACUAGACAUCUCAAAGUCCACACAGGUGAGAAACCUUAUUCUUGUACCACUUGUGGGAAAAGAUUUAGUGAGCCAUCAGGUAUGAACAGACAUAUGAAAAUUCACACUGGUGAGAAGCCACAUUACUGUAGCACCUGCGGGAAAAGAUUCGGGCAAACAAUAAACUUGAAAACUCACAUGAGAAGUCACACAGGUGAGAAGCCAUAUUCUUGCAGCAUCUGUGGGAAGCAAUUCGGUUACAUGAUAAACUUGAAAACUCAUAUGAGAAUCCACACGGGUGAGAAGCCGUAUUCUUGUAGCACUUGUGGUAAAAGUUUUAGUGACUCAUCAGCAUUCAAAACUCACAUGAGGUUCCACACAGGUGAGAAGCCGUAUUCAUGUAGCACCUGUGGGAAAGGAUUCAGUCAUAUGAUAAACUUGAAAACUCACAUGAGAAUUCACACAGGUGAGAAGCCGUAUGCUUGUGGCAUCUGUGGGAAAAGUUUCAGUCAGAAAACAACACUGGAACGCCACAUGAGAAUUCACACAGGUGAGAAGCCACAUUCUUGAAGCACUUGUGGGAAAAGGUUUUGUAAGUUGUUGACAUUUAAAACUCACACUAGAUUCCACACAGGUGAGAAGCCGUAUUCAUGUAGCACCUGUGGGAAAGGAUUCAGUCAUAUGAUAAACUUGAAAACUCACAUGAGAAUUCACACAGGUGAGAAGCCGUAUGCUUGUGGCAUCUGUGGGAAAAGUUUCAGUCAGAAAACAACACUGGAACGCCACAUGAGAAUUCACACAGGUGAGAAGCCACAUUCUUGAAGCACUUGUGGGAAAAGGUUUUGUAAGUUGUUGACAUUUAAAACUCACACUAGAUUCCACACAGGUGAGAAGCCGUAUUCCUGUGGCACCUGUGAGAAAAGAUUUAGUUAUAUGACACAGUUGAAAAGACACCUGAGAAUUCGUAGUGGUUGAAAGUUUCACUCUUAGAAAAUGUGAGAGAGCUGUUGAUGUAGGAGUUUGUUGAAGGUAGAACUCACACUGGUGAGAAAUCAAAUCACCUGAGGGAAAAGACGACCCCCUCCUCGUGCCUACAUGGUAUAUUUUCCGUCCAGAACAAUAAAGAACUCUGAACAAUGGUUUUUUAAAUUUAUUUAUUUAUUUUUGGUCCUUUUCUGCCUUUAUUAGAUAGUGUAGACAGGCAGAAAAGCAGAGUGGAGAAAGAUGUACCAAAAGGCCUCAGGUUAGGGCUGAGUGAUAUGGACCAAAAGUAAUAUCUCAAUAUUUUUUAGCUGAAUGGCGAUAUACGAUAAUAUAUCAAUAUGUUUUCUCUCCAAAAGGUAUAAACAAAAAGGCACUUCUGAGUCAAAAUAACAUGUCCCAAAUAUCACAUGGGCAUUUUUAUUAAGAUUCAGCUGUAGAUGUACAUGAGAAAUUGUUCAAAAAUAAACUAUUGGCAUGUUUAAAUAAUAAUGUUCCUCAAAUAAAUUGUUUUUUUCCUCCAUAACAAAAGACUCACAGCUGUGCUAUUAACCCUUAUAGGGUCUUCGUUUUUUUGUUACAGAAAGAAUCCUGCUGGGUCUGGUGGACCCAUUGCAUUUCAGGGCUUUUAAUUUAACAUAAUCAAUUAUCUUUUUGUUAAUAUACUCAGCAGAUGUUUACUUUAUCCCAAUUGCAAGUAAUAUAAUUAACACAUGGGUUAAAUUUGUGGUGUUUACCUUUGUUAAAUCACAUUUAUGAAUAGAAAUGCCACUCGUUUUGGUAAUUUUUUUUAAUUAAAAUGUAACAUA